AAGAAACUGGCUGUAAGACUCAAGUCUCAUCAAGGAACUAAAGAUGAGAACUGUGGUAUUUCUGAUGUUCGUCCUCCUGUCGAUGACUGACAGCGUCUCCAGACCACAGUGUCACAGCUGUGAACGAACAUCAUGUAAAUGCUCAAGACAAAACCUGACUAAAGUCCCCGCAGUCCCCUCGCACGUCACCACUGAGCUUGACCUCUCGUUCAACAGACUGGGGAAAAUAACGAGCGACGACUUUAUUGCAUACACCAGUUUAAGGUGUUUGAUCAUAAGUAACAACAGAAUCCGAGUGAUCGAGGAGCCAGCAUUUGACCCGCUGACCAAUUUGGAGAAACUGGACCUAUCCUCAAAUAGACUGGAUUCCUUGUCUGUUGGAUGGUUUAAGAACCUAGUAUCCCUUCAGUACUUGAAUCUUGUGGGGAACAUGUAUAAAACUCUGGGGCAAGGCAAUCUCUUCCAGUCGCUGAAGAAAUUAAAGUUCCUACAUAUCGGUGGACCUCACCUUCAGUCUGUCAGAAAAAGUGACUUUUCUGGGCUCAGCAAACUUGAAGAAUUAUUUUUUGAUGGGGAAAAACUGCAGGUCUAUGCAGAAGGAAGUUUGAGACAAAUUGGGCAUAUCAGCCAUGUGACACUUGGUCUGAAUGGUCCAUUUAUGACAAAUCCUGCACUUGUAAAAGUCAUACUGACUGAUGUUGCACACCCGAACACAACACUGACUUUCACUGACACAAAGUUCUACAAAGAGGAUCAAAUGUCCCCAAUUCAUGUGGUCAGUGACAGUGGUACUAAAAGUCUUAUUUUGAAAAAUUCAACCAUGUCAAUUACGGCUAGUGUGACACUUUUGAAAAUGCUGUCACAAUCUGAUAUAACUAUGCUGGCAAUUGAAGAUACAAAAAUAGAAUAUAUUAUUUUCGGUCCCCCUACGUUUCUCCCAAAGGUUGACCAUUUGGAGGUUAUUAUCUUUAAAAACAUUGACAUCCCUCAAUACUACAACUUCCCAGUCCUCCCUCUCCUGAAACCUCUCUUGGAAAGAGUGCAAAGGCUUAGUUUGAUAAACUCCAAGUUGUUCGCUAUUCCUUGUUUGCUCUCUGUUAAUGUCGUUGACCUGGAGUUUUUCGACAUUACUGACAAUAUGAUCACUGAUCUGGUCCUGAGAGAAAUGUUGUGCGAUGGCAAAUUUGAUCAUUUUAAUCUGCAAACCAUUAAUAUCAGCAGGAAUAACCUGCACUCAAUAAACAGCCAGCUCUUCACCAAACUACAUAACCUUAAAAACAUCGACAUGAGUGGAAAUAUGUUUUAUACAAUGCCUGAGACUUGUAACUGGCCACCAAAUCUCCAAUAUUUAAACCUUUCAUCAAUGCAUUUAGGAAUUGUGACCUCUUGUCUACCGACGAGUUUACGGAUUAUUGAUCUAUCGUACAAUGACUUGAAGGCGUUCAACAUCGAACUACCUCUUCUCACAGAUUUAUACAUCUCUGGAAACAAAAUGUAUAGUUUCCCAGAUGGUGAUUUAUAUCCUCGUCUGUCAUUUCUCUCUAUUCAAAACAAUUACUUAAAUGCAUUCAGUAAAAAUGACAUAGAAAAAUAUAAAAUGCUGAAGAAUCUUGAGGCUGGUAUGAACAUGUAUGACUGUUCAUGUGACUUUUUAGCUUUCAUGACAAGUGACAUGAAGAAUUAUCGAGUCACAUUUGGAGACGAGCUCAAGUCUUACAUCUGUCACUCGCCUGAUGCUGCAAGAGGAAAGACUAUAGCGGAUGCAAGGUUAUCAGUGUUUGAGUGCCACACGGCUUUAGCUUUGUCUUUACUCUGCUUAGGCAUCCUGGCAGUGUUUCUGCUCUUUGCCGGACUCUGUCACAGGUUCAAUGUGAUGUGGUACAUGAAGAUGACCUGGGCCUGGCUGAAAGCUAAGAAGAAGCCAAAGUUAAAAAAGGAAGAGCUUGAGUAUGACGCCUUCGUUUCUUACAGCGAGAUGGACUCUGGUUGGGUGGAGGCACAUCUGAUCCCGGAGCUCGAACAGUCCGAGCCUCCAGUCCGCCUGUGCCUACACAAGAGAGACUUUGUUCCUGGAGGCUGGAUCUUGGACAACAUCAUGAACGCCAUAGAGAAGAGUCACAAAACAUUGUUCAUCAUUUCAAAGCAUUUUGUCAGGAGUGAAUGGUGCAAGUAUGAGCUGGACUACACACAUUUUAGAUUGUUUGACCGGAACAUCGACACAGCUGUGCUGAUUCUGUUGGAGCCCAUUGACAAAGAGACCAUCCCCAAAAAGUUCUGUAAGCUGCGGAGAGUCAUGAACUCCAGGACAUACCUGGAGUGGCCUGAUGAAGACAACCAGAUCCCCAGGUUCUGGCAAAGUUUGAGAGCAGCUAUUAGAAGACCUGUGGACAUCAUUAGAUUCAAUGUAGAUGAAUAGUUUGGUGUUUUUUAUUUACUUUUUUAUCUGUAACUUUUGAAAGUGUUGCUGUAACGCUUUCUGUUCAAUAAAAGUUCAAGAAUGGAUCAUCUGAAUAAAUUCUCUGUG
Molecule: messenger RNA, 2524 nt
Organism: Scomber japonicus (chub mackerel)
Lineage: Eukaryota; Metazoa; Chordata; Actinopteri; Scombriformes; Scombridae
Product: toll-like receptor 2
Exons: 2
Coding region: 44-2416 (790 amino acids)
Biological process (GO): inflammatory response; toll-like receptor signaling pathway; immune response
Cellular component (GO): membrane
Molecular function (GO): protein binding; triacyl lipopeptide binding; transmembrane signaling receptor activity
Source: RefSeq, a predicted model, not a curated record